Molecule: messenger RNA, 987 nt
Organism: Ectocarpus sp. CCAP 1310/34
Lineage: Eukaryota; Phaeophyceae; Ectocarpales; Ectocarpaceae
Source: the annotation of a GenBank genome assembly
GUGACCGGUGUCACUGGACGAGCUGGUGUUUGGUAAGCACUUCAAGCAGAUGAUAUACGGAGGUGCACUGCCCAAGUCCCUGCGAUGUUCCAUGUUUGGGCGUAAUUACAACCAGAGGAUCGACGGGAAUGUGUUGCCGACAUCGAUGGUGCUCCUGGAUUUGGGCGGGGCGUUCAACGAGCCUAUCCAGAACGUAUCAUGGCCGCCGUCUCUGGAGCGGCUGAGACCGGUGUCCCUGGAGAAAUUGGCACUCGGUGAAUCCAGCAACGGAACGUUUGACGAGCCCAUCCACAGCGCCACGAGGCCGAUGUCACUGCAGCAUUUGAGGCUAAGCGGCAAGUUCAAUCAGCCUAUCGUGGAAGUGGUGUGGCUGCAAUCUUCGAAGACUCUCACACUCGAUGGAAUAUUCAAUCAGCCAUUUCACCAAGUUAUCCGGCCGUCCUCGUUGCGCCAGUUGAAGUUUGGGCAUUCAUUCAACCAGCCGAAGUCAAGUGGGCGGCCUCGCUAGAGCGCCUCCAUCUCGGUGCCACUAACGGGAAGUUUGAUCAGCCCAUCCACGGUGUCACAUGGUCAACGUCGUUGCGUUGGAUCGUUUUCGGAAAGGAAAGGCAUUCGACCGGCCCACGGACAACGUCGUUUGGCCGGCAUCGUUGCGUGGUCUGGUGUUGCCCUCUCAUUGCAACAGGGCACUGCCAGCAUGGCCUCGCGUAGAGGUGACCUUCGUUGAUGGUGAUGGAGACUAUUUCCGGUGUACGGUGUAAGCGCGGGUUUUGAGUUUCAUUGACGGAGGUCCGCAAUGGCCACGGCAAAACUACUGUUGUUAUACAAACACAGGUAUUCUUUGGAGUUUCUGGCACCUGCAGGAGUAGCACUGUAGGGGUAGAGAAAUGAUUUCUACGUUUAUUUGCGGGCGCGGGCACCAGUGACGGUUGUGUUUUCUGGAGGGCCGCUCAUACGUUCCAUCGGCAUGUCCCUGACUCAAAACCG